AUGCACAUAUUUGGGGCGAAGGCGGACCUGCAGCUACACACACAGAUGCAUAUGCGCGAAGCCAAGCCAUACAAGUGCACCCAGUGUUCGAAGGCGUUUGCCAACUCCUCCUACCUGUCCCAGCACACUCGGAUCCAUCUGGGUAUCAAGCCGUAUCGCUGUGAGAUCUGUCAGCGGAAGUUCACGCAGCUCUCGCAUCUUCAGCAGCAUAUUCGGACCCACACAGGAGAUAAACCUUACAAGUGUCGGCACCCAGGCUGCACGAAGGCCUUCAGUCAGCUGUCGAAUCUCCAAAGCCACUCCCGGUGCCACCAGACCGACAAGCCGUACAAGUGCAACUCGUGCUACAAGUGCUUCGAGGACGAACCCUCGCUCCUCGAACACAUCCCCAAGCACAAAGAGAGCAAGCACUUGAAGACACACAUUUGUCAGUUCUGCGGGAAGUCUUACACUCAGGAGACGUACCUAGCCAAGCACAUGCAGAAACACACGGAGAAGGCGGCGAAGAAAGGGCGGAAAGGACAUGCUCACGCCAAUGCUGCUGCCGCUUCUUCGUCCUCUUCGGGUAACAAUAACAAUGCCAGUGGGGUAGGGGCCUCUUCAUCGGGUGUGAACAGUUCAAGUGAAGGAGCUGGUGGCGGGGAACCUGUGGUGCGUGAGGUGCCGUACUGGGUGAAACAUGAAAACAUGGACCUGAGUGGAAGCCCAGCAGCAGCAGCGGUGUCCAUGGCUGCUUUGGACGGCUUCACCCAUCAUUUAGCCUCAGCUCGAGAAAUGGCAGCACUGAGCGAAGAUUUAAGCCAUCAUCACCACCACCAUCAUAGAGGACCAAUGUCUCAUCCUGCUCAUAUGGCAAGUCCGUAUGACAUGACGAAGACAACUUCAGCGUUCUCUCCUUUGCCGACAUCCAUUAUGGCAGCCACUCCCAUGCCAGGUUCUUCUCGGUCUUAUUUCCCAUAUGAGACCAUCAGUUUCCCAAAGGCAGGACAAAUGGGGAUGGGAGAGAUCAAGUCCUCGUCAGGCUCCUUCCCCAACCAACUCAUCUCCCUCCAUCAGAUUCGAAACUAUGCACACCAACCUUCUCUUAUUGGAAGUUCCUCUUCCUCUGAUCAUCCUAUCUCCCUCAAGGACAAAGGACAGUACUACAAUCCCAUUCCCUUGAAGGCCUACUAG
Molecule: messenger RNA, 1173 nt
Organism: Darwinula stevensoni
Lineage: Eukaryota; Metazoa; Arthropoda; Ostracoda; Podocopida; Darwinulidae
Source: the annotation of a GenBank genome assembly